This is a messenger RNA of Orbicella faveolata, 4192 nucleotides long. RefSeq lists its product as uncharacterized. The record is from RefSeq and is a predicted model, not a curated record. NCBI's taxonomy places the organism in Eukaryota, Metazoa, Cnidaria, Anthozoa, Scleractinia, Merulinidae.
UGCACUGGUCGUUGUAUUGAUGUUGUGUCAAAGGGUUUGUACACAGUGAAGGGUGCAGAUCUUAAGGCGCGCGACGUGUCAUGGGAAGGGUGCUACUUCCAAUAACUCCCCGCGCGCUCCACCCGAUACAGACCGCCCUCUCUUUGAAACACGCUAAUCUGCCGGUAACUGAAAUAGCAACUUGGUACGAGUUUGCACAAAUCCCGUGAUUCCCUCUUUUUUGUUAUGCUUAGCAGUGUACUUAGGCAACUAGAACAGACCCAGAAGAAAACUCAAACCUCAACUUUGACUGGUAAAAUUCGCUUGAGGCCGUCAUUUUAACAGUGUUUGAUCCAAAGAAACUGACAAAAUGAGGGACAAAAAAAAAUCGGCCUUGAAAGUCUAUUUUACAGCUCACAACCUGAGCAAACUUAUUAAAUCAAGGAACAAAGUGGAGGCGAAAAGGUCGUGUUUUCGGCCAGUUCGAUGAAUUAUGAAGCAAUCGGGGUAUUUUGGCUACUGCGAAUGUUCUUCCAGCACUUUUCAUCAAUUUUACAAGUAUUCCACUUCUAUCCAGUUGUACACGCGAGGAAAUCGCGCGAGAGAGGAAACUGCGUGUGCGAGAAAUGUAACAGGCGUAAUGGCGAAUUUCCUGUCAAUGAGGGUUGUUUCAGUUUUAGGUCAGCUUGUAACACUGCAACCCUCUAAUACAAAAUGAAAAUAUAGGUUGACUUACCGAUGAAUGACCUACUUCAUCUUUUAUACAAAUCACAGCGUUUAAAUCCAUCUAUUAAAAUUAUCUAUAUUAAGUGGUAUCAUUGAUACUACCAUUUUGAAUUGUUCUCAGAAACUAUUGAGAAACACAGAACAACAGAUUUUGUCAACUUUGUAUGCCAUUCGACCGGUUUCAUCUGAUCACACAGACUUCAUCAGGGAUUGUAGGCAGAUUACUAAAGGUACUAGGUUUCUACUAAAUGUGUACAGUACAAAUCACGUUCAAAUUAUGGUAUGCCAACAGCAAAAUACUAACGAAGAAAUGCACACUCUGAGGCUAUUACGUUAAUCAGCGCAUUACUAAGUUCUGGGCUAGAAAAUCGAAAAUUAAAAUAAAUCAUUUUGUCGCUUUCCCUAACAGUUCCUCGGGUUUUGCCGCACCAAUCAAGUAAGGAUGUUGUUUAUUUGAGUCAUAGACUUCCGUGUAUACGGGUUCUUCGGCUGGACUCUUAAUGUCUGGCGCACAAUGCGACAAAACCACCGUAUCAGCGUGCGCAAAAAUGAUGAGGCAGUGACGGAAAUUAACAAAAUAAAACCGAUAACAAACUUUUGAAGAGCUUAUGUCCACUCUCAGUCAAAUUGACAAGUGAGACGAAGCUUAAACUAAAACUCUUCCGCAUUCCUGUUCGUUAUUUUAUACAGUUAAUUUUGGAAUUGAUCUCCCGGUUUGGCGGGGGAAUCCCCUAAUAUAUAGGUAUGAGCGACACCGUACAAUAUCAGUUUGAUUGCCCGUUUUGGUCUGAAACAAGGUAUAGAUUUUGACUAUUUUGGUCAGAAAUAGGGUAUAUUCUGCACCGCGGCUAAAAUCGCACAUAUCAUUUUAGAUGAAACUAGUAUUUCCCCCUCAUUAAGAUAGGUCAACUCGAAGUUCUUCACAAAUUAAAUCUUCAAGCACACAAAAAUCAGUCCUGUUUAGCUGAGGUCAAGUAUAAGAUACGCGUGGUAACUCUAGAGGCCGCAAAUAAGGUAUUAAUUUUUCGAGGCAGCUCUGAAAAUACGCCAAAAAAUAGCCCCAUUAAAACUUUCGGGCUAUAUCUCCUACCUGGGAUGGUUUUAUUCGUGACCGAUGAAGUUCUGCAUGGCGCUGCUGAAGUCUCCGCUAUAAGUUUGAUUUCCGGCGGCGUCUCAGCUAUCAGUUUAAAUUUCAGACUAUUUCUCAGCCAUAUCAGUAACGUUUCAGUGGCCAUCUCAGAUCCCAGCUAAAACGCGUCAUGUCUCAACUAACGGUUAAAUAUUUGAGUUAUCUUCAAUCCCAGCCCCACCCUCCCAGAUUACUUUCCAUUUCAAAACAAGUUUCAUCUCAGUCGGCAAUUUCCGUUUCGUAUUUCUUGUUCCGCUAUUGCUAAAUUGCAACACGUACGUCUGCUUUAUAAAAUGAGGGCCGAAGGAUAAAGCUAUUCAAAAUAUCGCCAAUCGAUCGAAUUUUACUCUGCUAAAGUAUGAGUGGAAGUACGCUGAUAGAAGCGUUUGGUGACAUUGUGUUCACGUUUACACGGAGUGUGACGGAGCAUUACAACCCAGAAGAACCUGAAUUCACGACGGAGUCUUUUGGCUACGAUCCUCUACAAAGCACAGGUCGAGAAUGGAAUUAUCAUCCUGUUACUGAGCUUAUUUACCAAGAGUACAGCGACAGACAACUCACCAGCGUUAACUAUCUGCUAGCGACUAGCAGUCUUAAGGUGAGAGUCAUAGAUGCUUGUAAACCGGAGGAAUGCGAAGAAACGGAAGAUAUUCAGCAUGAUGAAAACAAGGAAAUGGCUUGGAAGAGGCUUAGACCAUCCGCUCUUCGGACGGUUUUUAAAUCAAUGUACAUUGGAGCCUUGAUUUCACUUCUAACCGCCUCCAUGAUAGGUACAAUAUACUUAUUGCUGUCUUAUCUCAGCUAUAAAACCGUCAUGAAUUGUGAAUACCAAUCAGACAAAAUGGCAGUAUUCGUGCAGUGGACGAGAACAAUCGCCGAUAUAAUUAGCACCGCCUUCUAUUACAUUUGCCCAGUUUCGACUCUGUUCCUUCUUUUUCGCCCAUAUCAGCUAAACGGAGUUAAAAGGAAACUGAUUCUGGUCUCGUUCGUUAUGUACUGUUUAGAUUCACUCUAUCGCGGAGUCCUACAAGCCUGGGGAAAACCUUUCUUUAAACUUACUGGUUUAUUGAGCGCUUUGUCUGUUGGUCUAGUCUAUUUUUUCGUUUUCACGAAUGUCUGUUUGUUGUUCUAUUUCGCCGCAAAACACGUGUUAGUACGUCCAAAACCCAAGCUGGCAUUUCUGAUUUGUAAAAUGGCAAUGCCAACUUUUUGCGCUCUUAUCGCGGCCUUUGCCAUCAGGUUUUUCGUUUACCCAGCCUAUAUCAACGAAAACAAAGAAGGAAAACUUUUAAUCGCGCUCUUCUCUCCUCUCAUGGGUGUGGCUUUCAAAGCAGUCUCACGAAUUUGUGUUCAGCGGUUAUGGAACAUUACGCAUCCGGGAUAUUCCUACGUUCUACUUGCACCGUUGUAUUUUCUAUUAGCGAUAAUGUUUAGAAUUUUGCAAGCAGAUCUUGACAGUCUGAAAUCCAUCGCUAUUCUUGGAAUAAUUCAUGGUUUUGCGGAAGUCGUGGAACGCAGCACCGUGGUUGUCAUUGAUCACGUCUGUCAUCAAAUUUGCAGACGAGAGUCAUCUCCUUGGGGAAGUUUUCGUACUCCUCGCCGUGAAAGACUAAUGGCUGAUAUCGCUAUCAUGAGCAUGUUGUUUGAAUCAACUGCUAUAGUGUCUGUUAACGGCUUCUUACACUUGUAUCAAUGGAUUUUCUUAGAGGACGAUUCCCUUUUAAGCUUGCUGCAAUCUUUCGUUAUCCGCACUUCAGUUCCGCUGGUGAUCGAGUGGUUUUUCACCAGCGUGUCUCUAGCGAUCGAGACUCGGUAUCAGAAUAUGGCUGUCAUGGCUGUUUGGCGAAGACAGUGGAAAAGACACAUUUUAGUGGCAGUCAUUAAUGUUUUUCCAGUGGCUCUAUGGACUAGCGUUAAUCUUCUAGGAAUUGUACACGGGCGCUUUAGCAAACCUAUAAGUGAGCCCUGUAAAAUCCCGUUCAGUUAAAAUGAGGGAUUUACUGUGGUAGAACGGAACAUGAAGUGCCACUUUUGAGAGACCUUCGUCGUUCGAAGCGCGGGAGAAAUUUAAUUUUUUUGUUUUAUUUACUGCGGAUUUUAUCGUCCAUUCCAGAGUGCUCUGCAAGCUAUCACUGCGCGUGCAUGGCCAGAUGAGUAUACGUUUUUAUUUGGCGACGUUAGCGUCUUUUGGGAAUUGGUAGGGAGUUUAAGAAAACCACGACAGCAACGGCAACGAAAACGUCGCUAAGUACAUCUCAUUGAAAGUUUUUCCACAAUUUUAUUCAGUGAUACCACAGAGAUAAACACAAAAACCUCAUGCGGUAAUGACUGUCGAAGGUCAAAUACUUAAAAUAGUUU